UAUAUAUGGUCCCUAAGAAGUGCCCUAAAGUUCAUGCGUGCAAGAUAUAUUGGUUAGGUAUUUGAAAAUUGAAAACCAUAAUAUUCAUAUGUGCAACUUUAUCUUCCCAAGAUCAUUUUGCUAUCAAUGAGUGAAGGUGGAAAAGAAAUGAUUCAAGAUCAAAUUAAGCUAUACAAAGAGCUUCAUGCCAAAGAUAAAGAUGAAGGCAGCUGGGUGAUCAUGGAAGGUGGUCAUGAUAAUAAUGAUGAUAGUAAUAUGGAAUCAUCAACAUCCUCCCUUGAAGACUCAAGGAUUUCUAGUGGAUCAACAUCAUCAUCAGACAUGGUGGAUGAUGCAUCUUCAUCAACUUCAUAUUCUCUAUCCUCCUCACAUUCUAGUGGACCUUUGUAUGAAUUGUCAGAACUCAUGGCCCAAUUACCCAUCAAGAGAGGACUCUCCAAGUACUUUCAAGGCAAGUCUCAGUCUUUUACAUCUCUCUCAAGGGUUAUGAGCAUAGAAGACCUUGCAAAAAAGGAAACUCCUUAUAGAAGGAAAAUGAAAUCAUGCAAGAGCUAUGGAGGAGGAUUGGAUGCCCAGAAACCAUACACCCUUCCCAAGGCUACCAUCUAUAAGAAGAGUAGAGGUUCUUUGUCAUCUUUAUCUUUAUCCGGUAGAAGAGGAAGUUUCUUAAGUAUUAGUAGGCCCCCUCCAAUUCCUGUACAGAAGAAUAUUUAACUUAUCAAGACUUGAUGAAACAUACAUGUUUUUUUCGGGUAGAGUUGUAAGGGUGAAGAGCAUGUUUUUUUCAGGCAGAGUUGUAAGGGUAAAGAGCAAGUGAAUACAAACUUUAUGAUCAUGUAUUCAGAAAAGUAUAUAUCACUUUCUGUGUUUUUUUUU
This is a messenger RNA of Quercus robur (English oak), 876 nucleotides long. Its product is annotated as protein OXIDATIVE STRESS 3. NCBI's taxonomy places the organism in Eukaryota, Viridiplantae, Streptophyta, Magnoliopsida, Fagales, Fagaceae. The transcript has 2 exons. The record is from RefSeq and is a predicted model, not a curated record. The coding region runs from base 127 to 714 and encodes 195 amino acids.